UAUAAAUACACCCAUACCACACCAGAAAGGCAGCUCGCGACUAGAGACGCAGUACAUUUUGCAGGACUGCACAUCGCCGUCUCUUAAUAGACAAUUCAACAGGAUAUCCUGUGAAGAAGAAUGGACAUCGAAGAGUACGUCAAUGAACCAGUCAAUGAAAGGAGGAAUAUUUCGGCGAACAGGAAAAAUUCACGUUCAGGAUUGUUUAAAGUCAUCUUGGUGGUUGGGAUAAGCUUCUGUCUGCUGUGCAUCAUACAGGCAGUUCUUAAUGUUACUCUUCGGCUCCAUGGAGAUGGGUUUUGUAACAAAACUCACACCACGGACGUUUCCCUGGUACUUCAGGAUGAAAAUGGUGGAGUCUCAGGAGAAAAGAACCAAAACUGUGACCAGGAUUGGACGCAAUACAUGUCCAGCUGUUACCAGCUGUCCGCCAAGAAAGACAGCUGGUGGAAUGCCAAAGACGACUGUAUGGUCAAUGGAGCUAAUUUGGUGAUUAUCGACAAUGAAAAGGAAGAGAAUGCUCUCCAGAAUGCUUUUGGAGAUUUAGCCGUGUGGAUCGGCUUGAAAGCUGAAAAAACCCAGGAAAGCUUUUUGAAUUGGAAGUGGGUGGACGGACGUCAACUGACCUAUGGAAAAACGAUUCAGCAGCCUCCAUUUGAACACGGAAAUCGUUACACCUGUGUCUAUGUUAAACAAUCCCCGCCUGGACUCAUGAGCUGGAACCAUGACGCCUGUUCAAGCAAACUCCACUGGCUGUGUCAGAAGAAGCUACAGUAAAGUGAUAAAGCACCUCCAUUAAAAUUGUGCAACACUGAUAUGACAAACAUGAAGUUACAUGUCAGCAAUCUGUGGACUACCAAGUCAUUAUUACCUGUAAUCUUUUUUUUUGUUGUUGUUGGCUUUAAUGUGUUUUUACCAUAAUAAUCCUUAUGACUGUUUAGCCAGAAACUCGAUCUUUAAAGUGUUUUAACUAUCUGUACUAAAGAAAUGUCAGUAGAAAGAGUCUCUAGACAUCUUUAAAAAUAAACUCCUUUAACUUGUCUGCCGGUGU
This is a messenger RNA of Larimichthys crocea (large yellow croaker), 1051 nucleotides long. Its product is annotated as early activation antigen CD69. Gene Ontology annotation, molecular function: signaling receptor activity. The record is from RefSeq and is a predicted model, not a curated record. Gene Ontology annotation, cellular component: plasma membrane; cell surface. Gene Ontology annotation, biological process: regulation of natural killer cell mediated cytotoxicity. The coding region runs from base 121 to 777 and encodes 218 amino acids. The transcript is spliced from 6 exons. NCBI's taxonomy places the organism in Eukaryota, Metazoa, Chordata, Actinopteri, Sciaenidae.